Molecule: messenger RNA, 1876 nt
Organism: Phaethon lepturus (White-tailed tropicbird)
Lineage: Eukaryota; Metazoa; Chordata; Aves; Phaethontiformes; Phaethontidae
Gene: BMPR1A
Product: bone morphogenetic protein receptor, type IA
Exons: 11
Coding region: 1-1602 (533 amino acids)
Biological process (GO): cellular response to growth factor stimulus; BMP signaling pathway; dorsal/ventral pattern formation
Cellular component (GO): signaling receptor complex; plasma membrane
Molecular function (GO): SMAD binding; transforming growth factor beta receptor activity, type I; ATP binding
Source: RefSeq, a predicted model, not a curated record
AUGACUCGACUGAGAGUUUAUGAGCAAUUGCUUGGAGCCUACCUGCUUAUCAUUCUCCAUAUUCAAGGUCAAAAUCUAGACAGCAUGCUUCAUGGCACAGGAAUGAAGACAAAUCCUGACCAAAAGAAACAGGGAAAUGGAGUAACACUUGCUCCAGAGGACACCUUACCUUUCCUUAAGUGCUACUGCUCAGGACAUUGUCCAGAUGAUGCCAUUAAUAACACAUGCAUAACUAACGGGCAUUGCUUUGCUAUCAUUGAGGAAGAUGAACAUGGAGAACCUACGCUUGCUUCUGGCUGCAUGAAGUAUGAAGGUUCAGACUUCCAGUGCAAGGACUCACCUAAAGCACAAUUACGUCGAACAAUUGAGUGCUGUCGGACUGAUUUCUGCAAUCAGGAUUUACAGCCAACGUUACCACCACUUGAUAGUACAGAUGGACUUUUUGAUGGCAGCAUUCGUUGGAUGGCAGUGUUGAUUUCUAUGGCAGUCUGCAUAAUUGUCAUGAUCAUCUUAUUUAGCUGCUUUUGUUACAAACAUUACUGUAAGUCGAUGGCAAAGAGGCACUGUUAUAAUCGUGACCUGGAACAAGAUGAAGCAUUUAUUCCAGCUGGGGAGUCAUUAAAAGACCUUAUUGACCAGUCACAGAGUUCUGGGAGUGGAUCAGGGCUACCAUUGCUGGUUCAGCGCACUAUUGCCAAACAAAUUCAAAUGGUGAGGCAAGUUGGAAAAGGACGAUAUGGUGAAGUGUGGAUGGGCAAAUGGAGGGGUGAAAAAGUUGCAGUGAAAGUGUUUUUCACCACAGAAGAAGCCAGUUGGUUUCGAGAAACAGAGAUUUACCAAACUGUUUUAAUGCGUCAUGAAAACAUCCUUGGUUUCAUAGCUGCAGAUAUUAAAGGCACUGGCUCCUGGACACAGCUUUACUUGAUUACAGAUUAUCAUGAAAAUGGAUCAUUGUAUGAUUUUCUGAAAUGCACUACGCUAGACAACAGGGCUCUCCUCAAACUGGCAUAUUCUGCUGCGUGUGGCCUGUGCCAUCUACACACAGAAAUUUAUGGGACACAAGGCAAGCCUGCUAUUGCACACAGGGACCUGAAGAGUAAAAACAUCUUGAUAAAGAAAAAUGGAACCUGCUGCAUUGCUGACUUGGGUCUUGCAGUGAAGUUUAACAGUGACACCAACGAAGUUGAUGUUCCCUUGAAUACUAGAGUGGGAACAAAACGUUACAUGGCUCCAGAGGUCCUGGAUGAAAGCCUGAAUAAAAAUCAUUUCCAACCGUACAUCAUGGCUGACAUUUACAGUUUUGGGCUGAUCAUUUGGGAAAUGGCUCGGCGCUGCGUCACAGGAGGUAUUGUUGAAGAGUAUCAGUUGCCAUAUUAUGACAUGGUGCCAAGUGAUCCAUCCUAUGAGGACAUGAGAGAAGUGGUGUGUGUCAAACGCCUACGCCCAGUAGUAUCGAAUAGAUGGAAUAGUGAUGAAUGUUUAAGAGCAAUAUUGAAAUUAAUGUCUGAGUGCUGGGCUCAUAAUCCUGCCUCAAGGCUCACUGCCUUGAGGAUCAAGAAGACACUUGCCAAGAUGGUGGAAUCACAAGAUGUAAAGAUUUGACAUAGUAAAUGAACAUUGGAGAGCAAAGCUGGACUCCUAGAUCUUUUCACUCAGACAUGGGUGAGACCUGUGUGGAAAGAGGAAAUAACUGAGAUUCAGUAUAUUUUCUCGGCACACUUCUACAGGCUGCUAAUCAAAUCUUUCAGUACUUCAUUGACUGUGAUACUGAGAGCCUCUAUACACUACAUGCUACGUAUAUGGACAGCCUUGAUAAAAUACACGUUUUGGUUUUGUUUGAGCUGCAUUGAGACUUCAGUCAUACUUAGUGAGUCUC